Paramisgurnus dabryanus is the source of this 5565-nucleotide messenger RNA. The record is from RefSeq and is a predicted model, not a curated record. NCBI's taxonomy places the organism in Eukaryota, Metazoa, Chordata, Actinopteri, Cypriniformes, Cobitidae.
GCUUGGUGUUUAAGGCGCGCAUUGUAGACGAGUGACUUUAGAUAAAAGGAUAUCUGGCAUCAGGCGCGCACUCAGAGAUGAGACCUCACAGAGGACGCAGCACAGCAGCAGAGAUUUCUUGGAUUUCAUCUUGAAUUUAUUCAUAUACAGUCAGUAUGUAGUCUUUUUUUAGUAAACUGGCACGUUGUUUGUCGAUCUGAAAUUUAUGGAAUAGUCGCCAUUAAUCUUAUUAUUAUUUAUCUGUAUAUCAAAUGGACUGAAAUGAUUCAAAUCAAGCUCGAAAUCGCGGUGACUGCAAUGUGUCAUUUCUGUUGAUUUCUGCAACUCGAGACCGCUCGACUACCUGUAGGAUUGCAUAGAGAGCGUAAGGGAGCUGAAGCCCAGGAGGUAAUGCGCAUCGUAUUACAAUUUGUUUUUUGUGAACAUUCCUCUUCUGCACCUUUAUAACCGAUAAACACCUGACUAACAUACGCUUAUGGAACCGCUGUAAUCUAAAGGAGAGACGACACCACGUUGUUUUGAAGAGGCGUUGGGAUGCUCCACAUUUAUCCUUCAAAUCCAAUUGAAGAUGCCCAGAAAACGGGGACAUUUCCAGCCAUAUACGACACAUCAAGCUCCGUUUGAACGCCGACAGUUGAAUCGUUCGCAUUUAUGUACCAUUUAUCCGAAUGCAUUCGUGACAGCAAUAGUUAAUGAAGCUGAUGCAAAACGGUGUGCAAUCUGUCGGGUGAUCGUUUUUGCAUGAGUGUGCACAUGAGUGACUAAUCGCACCUGAAACCAAAAUAACAGAUGAGGAAGAUGAAUGAAACAGGCGUUUUGAAUCUAUUUUGCUUUGAGCUUCCAACAAGCGCUCUGCUGUAGUAAAGUUGCAGUGGCCAAACUACAGCGGUGCUUUAUGAAGAUCAGUAUCAAAGUGCUGAUUUGCCCUCGCAGAGAUGCCCGUGCGUGCCGUGACUUCCAGGUUCAUGUACAGGGGACUUUGUUCAAUUCCAGAUAUCCUCUCUUACAGAGCUCCGAUCAGCCUCCCAGAGGAUGAAGUGGAGGAGAUCCGUGAAGCCUUCAAGGUGUUUGAUCGUGACGGGAAUGGAUUCAUCUCAAAACAGGAGUUGGGAAUUGCCAUGCGGUCUCUUGGUUACAUGCCAAAUGAAGUGGAGCUGGAAGUGAUCAGUCAAAGACUGGAUAUGGAUGGUGAUGGUCAAGUUGAUUUUGAGGAGUUUGUAACACUUCUUGGGCCAAAGCUGGCAUCUGCUGGUAUGCCUGAUAGGUUUCACGGAGCUGAGUUUGACUCCAUAUUCUGGAAGUGUGACAUGCAAAAGCUGACUGUGGACGAGCUCAAGAGACUCUUGUACGACACAUUCUGUGACCAUUUGACAAUGAAAGACAUCGAGAACAUUAUCAUGACAGAGGAGAGUCACUUAAACAGCCCCGAGUGCCAAGUAGAUAUCGAUACAAGCCCCAUGCAGCAAGUCAAGCACACGUGUGUGCGCAAGAGCUUGAUUUGUGCCUUUGCUAUCGCAUUUAUCAUCAGCGUCAUGCUCAUCGCAGCCAAUCAGAUGCUUCGAAGAGGGAUGCAGUGACUGGUUCUGUUUCUAAAACAGCUGACUGGCAACAGUCAGGCAGAAGAACAACAUCCCAAAAGCCCAAAACAAUUGACCCACUCUGUGAAAACUAUAUAAAAUCAUCCCACAUAAUGUGAAAAUUAAAGGGAAAUCAGUGGGUGAAAUCAAACUUUGAUGCUCUUAAUCUCAUUCAUGAGACUUUAGCCUGGAUUUUACAGAUGGGGUCAUUCAGUUUAAGUGUGUCAAUUAUGUUUGUGUAGAAAUAAGAGUAGGAACACUGAUUAAAUAAUAUUGGGAUAAAUACUAUGAAAUGUUUUCUAUUAGUUUAUGUUACUCAGCAGAAACAAUAUUUAUCUGUUAUAACACAGAACAUGACUUAUUUUAUUGUAGUUAUAAUCUACCUUCUAUUUAAAUAAUGUAUAAAUGCCAUAUUAGGGCCUUUGUGGACAUGAAAUAUUUCUCCUAUUUUUAAAGCCUGUGUAAAGUCAUUCGAGAAUUGUUUCUAAACACAUGAUAAAUGUUAGUAGUGUAUUGCUGAAAGAGUACAAAGUUGAAACAGUUUUUCCCACAUUUCAGUGUUCAGGAUUAUUUGGGCGGGGCUGGAGCCACCGAGCAUGGCUACAACACAGUCGCGAGCAUCCAUUUAGUUUGUUGCAGUAUUUGAAAGUUUAGAGAGACCAGCCUGAUCUCAUGAAAAUUCGUACAUAUUUUACAAGUUCGUAUGAAUUUGUACGAAGUUAAUCGUGCAAAAACGUACGAUUAUCAUAGAAAAAAUUAAAUAAAACCCCACCCCUAACCCUAACGUUAGUGUUGGGGGUAAGGCAUUACAAGUAACGUGCAUUAUGUAAUAAUAUUACUUUUCUGAAGUAACGAGUAAAGUAACGCAUUACUUUUUAAAUUUACACAUUUAUAUUUGAGUUACUUUUUCAAAAAAGUAAUGCAAGUUACUUUUUUAAUUUAAUUAAUUUGAUAAAAAAUUAUGUACUGAAUUAAACUAAACGUAGUCACAUUAUGCACUCUAUGCGUACACGCCUGUGUGGGAACAGUUUGAGUCAGAAACUGAGGCCAGAGAUCGACAUUUUUGUGAUGAAAUAUGCAAUUUCUGAAUGCCGAACUUUUCAAUCAUAAAAAACACCUGCAAGGCCUGAAAAAGAUCAAGCCUCAGCCAAGAAAAAGUAACGCAAAAGUAACUAAAAAGUAACGUGAAAAGUAACCAAGUAACGCAAUUAGUUACUUUUUUUGGGAGUAACUUAAUAUUGUAAUGCAUUACUUUUACAAGUAACUUUCCCCAACACUGCCUAACGUCCUACGAAUUGGUUUCAGUGCUGACAGUGGAAACACCCCAAGUAUUUAAGAGCAAAGAAUCCUGCCAUAUUUUUGUAAAACUUAGAUAACUUAUUUUAUUUUUUGAAUCAUUCAAAUUGGUUAACAUAUUUUUUCUGUGGUGUCUGAGAACACAUUUAAUAUUGGACUUUACACAGACUUGAUCAUGUAGGUUUACAUAGUUUAGCAUCAGCCUGAUCUCACAAGAAUUCGUACAUAUUUUACGAGUUGGCUAAUUUGUAUGAAUUCAUACAAAGUUAAUCAUGCAAACAUAUGAUUCUCAUAAAGCGAACAACACAAAACCGAACCCCUAACCCCGUAAAAUAAGCCAACUUGUAAAAUAUGUAGGAAUUCACAUGAGAUAGCAUUGCAGCAGAUAAAAGCAGACCCUCAACCUAGAUGUUUCAAACAUGGUCCAAAAUCAACGCUAUCUUAGAGAACUUGUACAUAUUUUACGAGUUGUCUUAUUUGUAUUAAUUCAUACAAAGUUAAUCGUGCAAAAACGUACAAUUCUCAUAAAAAGAACAACAACAAAACCCAACCCCUAACCCCGUAAAAUAAACCAAUUCUCGUGAGAUAGCAUUGCAGCAGAUACAGCGGACCCUCAACCUAGAUGUUAUAAACAUUGUCCAAAAUCAACGCUAUCUCACAAGAAUUCGUACAUAUUUUACAAGUUGGCAAGUUCGUAUUAAUUCAUACAACCACAUUCGUAAGUUUUGGUAGGAUUUGCCUUGACCCCUGUGACACUGGUGUUAGGUGUGAGGUUAGGUCUCAUUGUUUUGUUCAUGAGAAUUGUAAGAUUUUGCAUGAUUAUUUUUUUGUAUCAUUCAAACAAAGUUAUGUAUGAUUUCUCUUGAGAUUAGGCUGUCCAAAACACCAUCAGCUUGGAUAUUUGUUCUUUUUUAAAUGAAUAUAGACUGGUUAAACAAAAUUGCCCCCACCAUGCUCACAUCACCGACAGAUGUUAGGACGAGUAAAAGCAAAUAAAAAAGAUAAAUGAAUGUAUUUGAAAUUUGCCAGUACCGUACAAUGAUGGAAAUGAAAUCUUACCUGUGCAGUGAGAGUUUAACUUGCAAAAAAGUAUUUCUCCCAGUCUUAACUCUCAGGAUUAUGACAUAUCUUUUAGUCAUUUGUCUACUGGUUGUGUGCCAAAAGCAUUGUGAAAUAUGACUAAAUAUUACUAUUUGUAUUAUAUGUGCCAAGUGAGAGUAAAUGUUUGUGUGUAGAUAUACUUCAAAAUAACUGUUGAGUGUUAAUGCGUAAUGACAUAUUUGCAUGAAAUGUUUUGUAGCAUUUUGAUAACAUCAAUGUUGUUAAUGAAUAAUCAGUCUGUAUUUCAUUGUUCUCGGCUGUUGUGAUCUGUAUCGUAUCAGUUUUUCAUUUGUCCUUAAAUUGCCGUUCAACACCUAAAGAUUAGGUUUAAGGCGUUCACAGCAUGAUUUACAGAUGGACCAGUGAACAAAAGAAAGGGUCCUUAGCAUUAGUUCUUCAAAGUAACUUUAUAGCUUUAAGUUUGGUGCAAGUUUAUAGUAACAAGCAAUAUUCGGCUUAUGCAUACUCUGGAAUGUAUGCAUCUAUCUGUAACUUAUGCAUUUGUCAGCAAUCUCAGUGCCUAAACAAUAUGUUGGUAUUGUUCUGUGUGUCUCUGGUCAGGAUUCCAAAGUCUAUAUCUUAUGUGCACUUUUGAGUACAUAACACACAAGUGUUUGUGCAAUAUCAUAAGACUUAAUAAUAACAAUAAGUUGUGUUCGUUAACAUUUCUGUGACUACAAUUUGAAGAAGCAAAACUUAGCACUACAUACCUGCAUGCGACAAUGUCAUUAUAAUGAUAGGUAAUAAUAAGAGUAUUGCAUUUGUUUCAGGAGGGCUAGAGUAUACCAACAUGCAAGUUAGGGCUGGUUGCAGAUUAAUAUUUCAUAAAACUUUUUUAUUUCACAGAAAGUGAGAUACGUGGCUAGUUAGCAAACUUGUGUCAUCCUUAAUUUGAAAUAGUUUUUGCAGUUUGUACACUGCACAGACCAGGGAAGUAAUGCUGACAUGUCUGAAAAAUAUAUCAGUACCCAUGGGACUUUUCUUUGCAAUUGCACGUCUUUAAAAACUUCUUACAUGUAUUGUGUAAUGAUAAGGUAAGCUUUUUUCCUCUAAAUAUGCAAUCGAUGCUUAUUUGAUGACAAUUUACUGUGAUUUCAAGUAAUUGACAUAUAUGUACAAAUAAGAGGUACUGAUUUCAGGACAUCCGAAACAUAUCAUGCGUUCAAUUUCCAAAGUGUAGGCAUGUGAUCUACUGUGUAUUUGUGUAAGUUGUUUUACACACUAUUAGAAGUUAUAUAAUUUAACAUGGCAAUAUUUUUCAAUCAGCAUAAUGGAGUAUAACAAUUAAGAUAUAUCAAAUAUAUAUAUUUUAUUUUGUUAAUCUGUAUUUUUUAAAUUUUCUUUAAAAGUAUUUAUUUUAAUUCCACGUGGAAAAUACAGCACAUUUACUUAAAAUUCAAAUACAUAAUAACUUGUAUAGUUCAUGUAUUAUUAUAUUAAUGUACUGAUGUAACAGUAAUAUUUAAUUGAUGUAUGUAAUUUUAUAUUGCAUUAAUGUAGACAUAUCUUGAAUCUAUGAUGUGCCAAAACGUGCUGAUAAUGACAUUAAAUUGUACCAUGUGAACAAUUGAAAUAAAGCAGUGGUGGUUUA